AUGAAACUGCCAGAUAUGCUGAAGAGUAAAACGAUGGAUUUCCUCCGGCUGUCCAUCUCCGGAUCCUUGCCAUUCUCUCCACUGUUGCGGCCCCGGAGCAAUCUGCGGACUCUACCAGAGACUAGAAUGUAUCUGGCGGUCAGUGAAUUGACCAACAAAAACAAAACGAACGGGAGACAAGAAGUUACAGUUAAUGUCAACAAUUCAAACGAAGUCCAUGAAGUUCGGCAAAUACCAUGCCCAGAAUCAUACAAUAGUGAGACAAGCGGUCAAUACGUCACCACGUCAGAUAUAACAGUGAUGAACACUGAAAACCUGUGGGUAAACACUUACGGGGAACGCCAACAGCAGCAAGUGUCGGAUAGUAAAUCCUCGUUAUUCGAUGCCAACCCCGUAUGCCACGUGUACACUGUGCCCAUGUGGUGCCAGCUCCCUGAGGUAGCUGCUGUCUCUUCUCCACAGGUGGCGCUCGUGGGUCAGGAGACGACACUCUUUGCCCUUUCGGUGCGGGACAACAUCCGCUACGGGCUGGAUCACUGCCCGCAGGCAGACGUGGCAGCUGCUGCCCAGAGUGCCAGCGCACGGGACUUCAUCGAGAGGAUGGACCAGGGCUUCGACACAGAUGUGGGCGAGGCCGGCGGGCAGAUCUCAGCGGGACAGAAGCAGCGGAUCGCCAUCGCCCGUGCCCUGGUCCGGCAGCCGCGGAUUCUGGUCCUGGACGAGGCCACCAGCUCCUUGGACACACACACCGAGCUAUCGAUCCAGCGGGCCCUGGCCCGUGAGCCGGUGGCCGCAGCUCUGGUGAUCGCCCAUCGGCUGAAGACAGUGCAGCGGGCGGACAGGAUCGUGGUGUUGGAGGGCGGCCGUGUGGUGGAACGGGGCACUCACUCUCAGCUGAUGGAGCUCGGCGGCUGCUACUCCCGCAUGGUGCUGCGGCAGUUCACCAACGGAGAGCAGGGAGCGGCCGUGGGAGAGUAGGGGUAGGGACACGGGGAGAGAGAGUGAGGGU
Messenger RNA from Amblyraja radiata (thorny skate), 1009 nucleotides. Its product is annotated as ABC transporter B family member 15-like. The record is from RefSeq and is a predicted model, not a curated record. Gene Ontology annotation, molecular function: ABC-type oligopeptide transporter activity; ATP hydrolysis activity; ATP binding. The transcript has 5 exons. The coding region runs from base 1 to 978 and encodes 325 amino acids. Lineage: Eukaryota; Metazoa; Chordata; Chondrichthyes; Rajiformes; Rajidae.